AUAACACACACAACAUUUGUGAGGGCAAGUCCAGAAAACCAUGCAGUCAUCGGGGCACAGAUUCCGGGACAUUGAGCACCAUCCCCUCCUUGCUGAAAAUGACAGCUAUGAUUCUUCUUCAUCGGAAGCCGAUAUGGCAGACAGGGUUUGGUUCAUCCGUGAUGGCUGUGGCAUGGUCUGUGCUGUGAUGACGUGGUUUCUGGUUGUCUAUGCAGACUUUGUAGUGACUUUUGUCAUGUUGCUGCCUUCCAAAGACUUUUGGUACUCUGUGAUCAAUGGUGUUCUUUUUAACUGUUUGGCAGUGCUAGCUCUGUCGUCUCAUCUGAGAACUAUGCUAACUGAUCCUGGGGCUGUACCAAAAGGAAAUGCCACUAAAGAAUACAUGGAGAGUUUGCAGCUGAAACCAGGGGAAGUGAUCUACAAAUGUCCAAAAUGCUGUAGUAUCAAACCAGAACGUGCACAUCAUUGCAGUAUUUGCAAGCGAUGUAUUCGAAAGAUGGAUCAUCACUGCCCCUGGGUGAAUAAUUGUGUAGGAGAGAAAAACCAGAGGUUUUUCGUGCUGUUUACGAUGUAUAUAGCCCUAAUUUCAGCUCAUGCACUCAUUCUGUGUGGGUUUCAGUUUUUCUCUUGUGUCCGAGGACAGUGGACUGAAUGCAGUGACUUCUCCCCGCCUGUAACUGUGAUCCUGAUGGUCUUUUUGUGCCUUGAGGGUUUUCUGUUUCUCACUUUCACUGCUGUUAUGUUUGGCACCCAAAUCCACUCAAUAUGCAAUGAUGAAACGGAGAUUGAGAGGCUUAAAAGUGAAAAGCCAACAUGGGAGAGGAGACUACGUUGGGAAGGGAUGAAAUCUGUCUUUGGGGGCCAACCUUCACUCCUGUGGAUCAAUCCUUUUGCAGGAUUUCGAAUCAGGCAACUUUUGCUAAGAGCAAAGAAAGGGGGACCUGAGUUUUCUGUGUGA
Emys orbicularis (European pond turtle) is the source of this 958-nucleotide messenger RNA. RefSeq names its product zinc finger DHHC-type palmitoyltransferase 7 (gene ZDHHC7). Gene Ontology annotation, cellular component: Golgi apparatus; endoplasmic reticulum. The record is from RefSeq and is a predicted model, not a curated record. Lineage: Eukaryota; Metazoa; Chordata; Testudines; Emydidae. Gene Ontology annotation, biological process: protein targeting to membrane; peptidyl-L-cysteine S-palmitoylation. The transcript is spliced from 7 exons. Bases 41 to 958 code for a protein of 305 amino acids. Gene Ontology annotation, molecular function: protein-cysteine S-palmitoyltransferase activity.